Bufo gargarizans (Asiatic toad) is the source of this 2328-nucleotide messenger RNA. Its product is annotated as armadillo repeat-containing protein 1-like. Gene Ontology annotation, molecular function: metal ion binding. The transcript is spliced from 7 exons. Bases 123 to 926 code for a protein of 267 amino acids. The record is from RefSeq and is a predicted model, not a curated record. NCBI's taxonomy places the organism in Eukaryota, Metazoa, Chordata, Amphibia, Anura, Bufonidae.
GGCGAGGUAACGGCCGCCGAAGUCCCUGAGGCAGGAGAGCUGCUGUGAGCGGACACCUCAGGGAAAGCGUGACCGGGAGGACCGUGCCCGUUAUAGCCAGCCGGUGAGAUCUUCAAUCAAAAAUGGAUGCCGUGUCUGUUGUCACCCAUCUGAGGAACCUGGCGUCUGAGCCACAGAAUAGAGCAAGUAUUGUGAGGGACAGGAGUUGCCUGGCGGGUCUCAUCCUUUUUCUUAGUCAUCAGGAAGCACGCGUGGUUGAAGCGGCUCUUCAGACCAUUCACUACUUAUGUGAAAAUCCUCAUCAUUGUGAAAUAAUGAGAAGUCAGCUUGGUAUGAUGGUGAGUCUGGAGAACAUAAGGAACAGUGACCUGAAUAAUCAUAUCAAACUACUGGCCCUUCGGAUUCAUAAGUCACUAAGCGUGCCAAGUCACGUACAUACCCCAGAAACAAAGGCCAAGCAGCACAACCUGCAGUUCUUCAUUUCAAGUGCAAACAAAAGAGCAAAAACCAUAACACUCCAUAUCCAUGGACUGGAUGAUCUGGAAAGGAAAUCCCUAUGUGAAGAAGCAUUAUUGAAGGUGAAAGGAGUAAUCAGCUUUACAUUUCAGAUAGCAAUCAGGAGGUGCACCGUGCGGGUAAAGCCAGACCUGGCAACAGAGUGUUUAACAUCCGCCAUCGCAGAAACAAAAGUCCUGAAGGCGCAGCAGGUGAUAAAGAAUGACUGUGGGAAAGAGGUUUAUGUUCCACUGCCAGUUAUGAACAAUCCAGUGGAAAAGAUCCAGUGCUUACCGGACUACUUGCCAGAAGAGGAGAGUCCUCAGAAAGAUCUGGAAAAGGCUUUAACCCGUCCUACGUCAAAGGAUGAAUCUCGUGGAAGUUGGCUAAAUGCAGCAGCCGGUUUUCUUAGUAAAACUUUUUACUGGUGACCUCCAUGAAAUGUUCAUCAAUGUACAUAUUGUCCUGUGUAUUUCUAUGUGAUCUAUUACAAUUAGAAACACUAGAAGUUUCUCGGAAUAUGUGAGCUUCACACUAGGAUCUACCUGACUGUUUUUGUAGCUAGAUAUCAGGCAAUUCUGUGUCAUGUACAAGAAGACUUUAUUCCAUGGGGUGGGAGGCUCACUAGACCAGGACUGAAAUCUGCACCAAACCAGCUGAAUGCAGCAUUGGUAGUCGCAUCUCAAACUGGGGGAAGGAAAAAUAAUUUGUCUUGGCAAAUUCUACCUGAUGCCAGUUCUUCUCAGAGAAGAAGACCGGCACUUCGCAGGGAUGUAGAUCAAAAAGGAUGAUUUAUUUGGCCACAUAUUAAAGUGGCAUACUGAUGCGUUUCAACACUGGUGUGCUUUCAUCAGACUGCAAUGAAACAUCUUACACUCAAGCUAUUUAUAUACAAAUGAAACACUAAGGAACUGACAUCAUCAGAGGAACGCCACCUCCCUGAUUAAACAUAAAAUUUGCAUCCACUCUGCACUGGCGAAGAUUUUCAAUCAAAUAUAGUCCAUUUUUGCAGUGAUUAGUCACGCUGAAGAAAGAAAGAAAUAUAUUUAUCAAACUCCAUAAGGCCGAAUGCCUUAUAGGAAGCAGGACACAUUGUAUUCACGAUUGAGGCCCCUGGGCUCCAUUGUCUGCAAACGAUGGAUCCAGUAGGCCUCUCUUUUCAAUAACAGUUUAUUUCUAUCACCCCCUCGACGAGGUAAUGAUACACCUUCAAUGAUCUGAUACCUCAACUGUGAAAUAUUAUGGGUUUUUUUCAUGAAAGUGAAGGGGUAUUGGAAGUAAUAAAUUCUGUUUACGGAUAGUAGAUUUGUGCUUACUUAGUCUGUCCUUCAUUCUCAUCGAGGUUUCCCCCACAUGGACAUUUGAGAAUGUAAACCACAAAUCUACUAUCACAGGUGAACGUGCCCCUUAUUGGAAUAUUUUCACCUGAGUGAGGAUGGGAGAAAUAUGAACCCUUUAUUAUAACGCUGGAACAAUUGACACAAUUUCAACAAGGAAACGUGCCCCGUCUAGGUGUAGAUAAAAUACUCUGUCCUCUUUCUAUUUUAUUACUUCCCACAUCUGCCCGGACUAUUUUAUCCCUAAUAUUUUCUGCCUGUUUGUAGCAUAUCAUGGGUGGCCUCUGAAACUCACCUAUCUGUGGAUAGGACUUAGAGAUAAUAUAUGCCAAUGUUGAUUGACAAUAGUCCUCAGGCGCUGGGACCAGGGAUGGUAUUUAAUCACUAGAGGGAUCCUUGUUUCUUUUUUGAUUCUAUCUGGCAGUAUAUUCACAGCUUUAUUGCGCUGUAUUUUCAAUAAAUCAGGGGGGUAGCCUUGCUCUCUAAACUUAUUGGU